Molecule: messenger RNA, 1716 nt
Organism: Caenorhabditis elegans
Lineage: Eukaryota; Metazoa; Nematoda; Chromadorea; Rhabditida; Rhabditidae
Gene: Y48D7A.1
Product: TransThyretin-Related family domain
Exons: 5
Coding region: 10-441 (143 amino acids)
Source: RefSeq, marked reviewed
UUUCAGGUAAUGUCAUUAAACCUAAUACUCGUAGCGCUGCCGAUGUUGGCUUUUGCCAUACACAUUGAUUGUUCUGAAGAAAGUACAUUUUUUUAUUUCGACAAUGAGUACAAUUUAUUCUUAUCCGUCCAAAAUGUUACCGAAGUUAAUCGAUACAUCGCCUUCAAAGUCGACACGAAUGCUGAUGAGACAACAAAAUAUAUGAUUUGCGUGCAACACCACAUGCAAUGCUUGCAAGCCAACGUUGAAACUCCUGAUAAAGUAGUCAUUAACAAAAAGAAACCCUCUGGUCAGGUUCGAUAUCUUGGAAAGAACAACUUUCUCUGUUCAUUUGCCUCUUCAGAUUUUCCGAACAUUUUCCAAAAGAAGAAACAGCUACUCGUCUCGAAAGGAGUAUAUCAAGAGCCAUUUGUGCUCAUCAAGGGUGUCAAUGUCCCGUAAAAAUUUCGAAAACGGGACAACGGGAAUUCCCGUUUUUUUGAAAACACUCAAAAACGGGACAAACUGGGCGGUUUAAAAAAAGAGUGCAUAGUUGGCAAAAAAUGAGGGAAAAUGUCCCGUUCCCGUGAAAAUUUUAAAAACGGGGAAACGGGAAUUCCCGUUCCCGUGAAAACACCCCAAAAACGGGACAACGGGACAAACGGAAAACGGGAAUUGACACCCUUGGUGCUCAUUAAGAGCAAAAAGUUGUUUCAGUUGAAUGAAAAGAACUUAUAUUUUGAAGAAAUCAAUAGCUUGUCAAAAAGCUCGAAAUUCAAACCUGACGGAGGUUCACACAUCUUUGAGCAAAAUAUUGAGCAGGAAUAUGUUCAGUUUUCGUAUCCUGCAGAAAGAGACUCCAAUGACGCCGCCGAUUUGGACAGCCCGAGAUGGGCCUUUCACGAACUUUUACACAAAACCACUAGACAUAUACGAAGUUCAACGUUUUCAGCAGCAUAUGGCCCAAGCUUGAAUAUGAAAACUUGGCCUGAAUGUGAAGAGUGCCCACGUAAGCUCCGCACGUUCUACUCUGACUUCCGAUUGCUCAUCUCCUCUAGUCACUCGUUUUUUCUUCGAAUUUGUCAAAUGAAUGGAAAAAUUAGAAGACGCUUGCACGCAGUCUCGAAAUUGUAACGGAUCUAUUGGAUGGCUUCAACAAAGAAAUCUUCCAUACCAACGCACGUUCCUCUCAAACUAUGACAUGUGCUCAUUUACUGUCACUCUGCCCGGAUCGAACGAAGGAUGGACGUUGGUUAAAUGAAAAGAAAUGGAGCUGUGAAUCAUGUACGAAAAUGAUCGAUAUUGCUAUCAAACUAUUAUCUUCAUCGGUCAACACAUCAUCAACGCAUUUCUCCCCCAAUUCCUCUGUCCGGACCAACGUAAAGAGUGUUUAUCACACACACACACAACAACGACCGUACUCUCAUCAUCAUGGCGCUACGCACAUUGGCCUAAUCUUCAGUCUUCAACACCGCCGCACGGGCCCGACGGCCAAUUAAAUGGAUGCGUCAAAUGUUGUGAUUCAAGGUUUUUUCCUUUAAUCACCCCUAAUAAGUUAAUUGAUUAAGAAUUUUUUGUUAGUCCUAUCAGUACCUCAUGGGUUGGAUACCACUCCGAAACAUACGGUACUUAAAAUUAUUGUUAAUGAACGUAGUGAAAAGUGAAGCCAUAAUUAAGUAGAAAACUUGUUGACUUUGUUGACUUGCUUACAAUUAAUUUUAAUAUUGAUGCUCUCUC